Molecule: messenger RNA, 516 nt
Organism: Ostreococcus tauri
Lineage: Eukaryota; Viridiplantae; Chlorophyta; Mamiellophyceae; Mamiellales; Bathycoccaceae
Product: Anticodon-binding domain
Exons: 1
Coding region: 1-516 (171 amino acids)
Source: RefSeq, a predicted model, not a curated record
AUGUCCGUCAAAUACGUCCACGGUGCGACCGUAAAGAGCGGGAAGACGUCGUCGGGUGAAAAUUUCGGCCCUGGGGAAAUCUUCGCGUAUGACGAAUCGUCCCAAAUCUUAACUCUACGAAAGCUCGGUGAGCUCUCGAACUCGUACGACUUGGAGUUUGUGAACGUCAAAGAUGCAUCAGAGGUCGUGAUCGACGACUCGACGAAGAGCGACGCCAAACCGUGCCCGAACGUGGACGAACCUCGACGGGAGCGCAGGUUUGAGAAUGCGUGUCGAGCGGCGCGCGCAAUGGCUGAUAACGUGGGCGAGAACGUCAGCGCGCUGGCGCAGGAUGUCUUCGACGCGUUAGCGCGCACAUUGCCGUGCAGAUGGAACGGAGAUGUCAUCGUCGUCAUGGACGAGGUGGAGGUGCGAGGACCAAAGUACGACGAGGCUACAGGCACCGGCCAAACGCCUGGGGCGGCGGAGCGCGUCGCGAAGGUGCUUUCGCUCGAGCGCGCGCGACUAGGUGUGUAA